UUAGGCGUUUCCGGGGGACUGAAUUCAUCGAAACGCAUCACCGACAGGCACUCGAUUAGCAUCUCGCAUGAAUGGAGGGAUAUUUUAACGUCAUGGCCUCAAUUUAGAAAAUGGAAACUGUGUGCAAAGAUUGUGUUUUUACUUUGUACGUAACACUUUAACUUUGCCAAAGUUAUCUCGUCGUUUGGAUUUAAAACGUGUAUCCGUUUGUUGUUGAGCGGAAGCUAAGUAGCCUUUAGCAGGGGUGCCAGCGAGGCUUCGUAAAAGGACCGAGCCAACAGGAUUGCAGCAAAAAAUAUUACCUGCCAAGAUGCUGGAAACCAUACUUAAUCUUCCGGUGGAAAAACAGAUAUUUUAUGCUGUUUUGGCUUUUUCGUGGACAGUGUAUCUGUGGGAGGCCUACCUUUCUUACAGACAGAGGAGAACAUAUAGAUCAACGACACAUGUACCUCAGGAACUUGGAAAGAUCAUGGAUUCUGAAACCUUUGAGAAGUCACGUCUUUAUCAGCUCGAUAAAAGCAACUUCAGCUUUUGGUCUGGACUUUAUUCGGAGACGGAAGGAACGCUGAUCCUGCUGCUGGGUGGAAUCCCAUUUCUGUGGGACAUCGCUGGGUCUCUAGCAGCUCGUUUUGGAUUCACCCCGGAGCACGAGAUAACCCAGUCCCUGGUCUUUCUCACACUUGCCACGCUGUUUAGUGCCUUGACUGGACUUCCUUGGAGUCUGUAUAACACAUUUGUAAUUGAGGAAAAGCAUGGCUUUAACCAGCAGACUUUGGGAUUCUUCUUCAAAGAUGCCGUGAAGAAGUUUGUUGUGACCCAAUGCAUCCUGCUACCUGUGACCUCACUGCUAUUGUACAUUAUAAAAAUAGGCGGAGACUACUUCUUCAUUUAUGCUUGGCUUUUUACUCUUGCUGUAUCUCUGGUACUGGUGACCAUCUAUGCUGAUUACAUUGCUCCUCUGUUUGACAAGUUCACCCCAUUGCCAGAGGGAGAGCUAAAGACUGCAAUUGAAGAUAUGGCUAAAAGUAUCAGCUUCCCUCUGACAAAGAUUUAUGUAGUUGAAGGUUCCAAACGUUCGUCCCACAGCAAUGCUUACUUCUACGGGUUUUUUAAAAAUAAACGCAUCGUGCUGUUUGACACUCUGCUGGAAGACUACUCCCCUCUCAACAAAGCUGGAGAGUCGCAGCCCGAGGAAACGGAGAACGACGAGACUGUGAGCGAGUCCAAAACUAAGCCCAAGAACAAGAAGCAAGGAUGCAACAACCAAGAGAUCCUUGCUGUUUUGGGUCAUGAGCUUGGCCACUGGAAACUUGGUCACACCGUCAAGAAUAUUGUCAUCAGUCAGAUGAAUUCCUUCUUGUGUUUUUCUCUGUUUGCUGUGCUAAUCGGACGCAAGGAAUUGUUUGUAGCUUUUGGAUUCACCAACACCCAGCCCACUUUAAUUGGCUUGAUGAUUAUCUUCCAGUUCAUCUUUUCUCCGUACAAUGAGCUGCUGUCUUUCUGUCUAACAGUGCUGAGUCGUAGGUUUGAGUUCCAGGCAGAUGCUUUUGCGCGCAGUAUGGGUAAGGCUUCACAGCUCUACUCUGCCCUCAUCAAGCUCAACAAGGACAACCUGGGCUUCCCAGUUGCAGACUGGUUGUUCUCCAUGUGGCACUACUCUCACCCUCCUCUCCUGGAGCGCCUUAGAGCCCUGGGCAGUGUUAAGCAGGACUGACGGGGCUGGAAGGAGGAGCAGCGACCUCUGCCUCCUCCAAAGGGCUUUCGCAGACCUCUCCUGGCCCUGUGAUGCAUCUGGAUGUCCUUCCCAUCAGCCCCAACUUGUUUUAACUUAUUUUAGUCUUUUCUGGACAUAUUUUCCAUUAGUUUGUUUUGAACUUUUAUUUCACACAAAACCAAAAUAUUGGCCUGAUAAACUAAUUUCUUGUUAAAGCUUUUGCUCUUAUUUUCUCUGAAAUCUCCCAUGCACUUGUUAGCAAUUCAUCUGGACAAUAAUUGUUAAAAAAAAAAAGGAGGUAUUGUCAGAGUAUGGAUGGAUUUACCAGCUAGAACUGAUAUUUUUCUUUUUGAAGAAAUUUGGCUUUUUCAAUUGACAACUUAAUUCAGAGACAAAGGAAAAAUUAAAUGUUUUAGAGUGGGAUGCCGAAAUGAUGGCCAUUAUCUUUUAAUAGAAGAUUUUUUUUUUAAAUAAACGCACAGGUCGGUUUUGUUUUUUCCCAAAUGCGCAACCCUUCUUGGACAGUUUUUUUUUCUGGCAAGCUCUGUAGAGAUUUUCUACGAAAAGGCCUUUUUCUCAAAUUCCGUAUUUUGUUUGAGGAGAUGUGCAGAGGCUUGGUCACCUUUUAGGCCUUUUAGGUUUCUAGUUUUAAUUGUAAAUAAAGCAGUGCAAAGACUCUGAUUCAAAGUUAGAAUUGAGAUUUUCAUUUUAUGCAAAAAGAGUGGAUGUUUUACUUUUUCUGUAGCACUUGCUUUCCACCAAGGGUCCAAUUUCAACUGUAAAUAUGUAACUAUUGGUUAGUGAUGGGGAUAAUUGUAAAGAAGAAAAGGGGGUUGAAUUUGGUUUAAACAAUUAAGUUAAUUCAAAGCUUAGUUUCUUUUCUUGAUUGUGGCCCAUCCUUGGCUGAUGAGCAAAGGGGACUUUGGGAAGGUUUCAACGCAUGAGCCAGACGUUUGGUUUGUUUGCUGUCUUUGAUGUGUUUAAAUAAAGUUAUUGAAAGCACA
Oryzias latipes (Japanese medaka) is the source of this 2718-nucleotide messenger RNA. RefSeq names its product zinc metallopeptidase, STE24 homolog (gene zmpste24). The record is from RefSeq and is a predicted model, not a curated record. Gene Ontology annotation, biological process: CAAX-box protein processing. Lineage: Eukaryota; Metazoa; Chordata; Actinopteri; Beloniformes; Adrianichthyidae. Gene Ontology annotation, molecular function: metalloendopeptidase activity.